This is a messenger RNA of Varroa destructor (honeybee mite), 1402 nucleotides long. RefSeq lists its product as uncharacterized. NCBI's taxonomy places the organism in Eukaryota, Metazoa, Arthropoda, Arachnida, Mesostigmata, Varroidae. The record is from RefSeq and is a predicted model, not a curated record.
GUGCUCAACGUCUUGGCAGCUGUUCCGUCGGUCAGAAGCGUUGUCACUUGCGCUAGAAACGAAGACAACUCCAGAUAAUGUAGACGUGAGCUACCCGCCUCCUCACGAUGUUCCGCGUGUAGGCACGCGAAAUUUGAAAAAGCAUUAACGUAUUGGUCAGUUUUCUUGCAGCGUGUUUAUACAAAGGCAAAAAGUCAAAAAAAGGAUAAUGUUCUGUGUACUGAAACACUUGGUGCUGUGCGGUUUGCUCGAAGGAUUCGUUUUGGGUGUUCUGGCAUCAAAGCAGGACAUCGGUCAACCUGAUUGCAGUUACGAUUACCUCGAUCGUUGUGGUCAGGAUCUAUUUUUAUGGCACACCGACGCGGAUAACGUUAGAGCACCAAUCACCGCCACAGAACUUGAAGAGCACUGCGAGCGUCAGGACGCAGCUGAAACAUGUGUCCGAGCACGAGCCGAAAACUGCACGGCUGGGCUGGUAAAAGGUACAAUCAGAUUUUUCCUUGAUGCGAUUCGUGAUGAGUUCGAGACUCGUUGCGAUCCUACAACGGCUCAGCAUGACGCAUAUUUACGCAUCGCGCCUUGCUUGAACAAGCUCUCUGAUAAACUGCGCAACUGUUCGAUUGAUUUCAUUCUGUCAACAGACAGAGCUGCCAACGACUCUAUCGGAAAACCCUUGCGAGAAAAGAUUCCGCCGGUGUGUUGUAAUUUCGCUUUCUACACCGAAUGUAUGUGCACCGCAGUUCGAACGUGUGGCGAAGAUGCUGAGACUUUCAUGCGCUCUAUUCUGACCACUAUUGCCGGAGAUUUCGUCAAUGGAGCCUGUGGUUCGUACGAACCGAAUAGCGAAGUCUGUAAGCUGCACAAGAGACAAAACAAAAACAUAGCUACCUCGCUAGAGAACAGCAGUUAUAAGGAUAUUCACACGUUUGUCUCGGCUCUAGACAAACUCGCCAUAUCACUCAGUUCACGCUAAAAGCUAAUUAUGGAAUGUAUAAAGAAGAUGGUCUCAGAAAGGUUGCACUAAGGUUUAAUGACCUAAUCAAGCGGCAGUUGUUAGGCGAUUUUAAAUCGAAAUACAAUUUCAGUAUUACGAUCUUUGAAAUGAUCAAAAAUAAUAUAAAUUAAAGGAAUCGUAGAUUUGCAGCAACCGUUGUAGAAGAACUAGGUUUAAGGUAACUCAAGGUAAGGUUCUGUAGUUGCUGUUGAUGCUUGAAAAGUAUGUUCUGAAAAAUGCAAGACCUUCAUUUCCACUCACCGUUCAACUGGCAGCUAACUUCUAAGUUAUACGACAAAAAAUUAGCGUUUUCUUGUAAUGAUAUAGGAUUUACAUUUUUGUCUAUAAGUGUAUACGUGAUAAGAAUUAUAUAGGCCGUAAAUAAAUAAUGACUAAUGCAACUUUUUA